This is a messenger RNA of Centruroides sculpturatus (bark scorpion), 1564 nucleotides long. RefSeq lists its product as uncharacterized. The transcript is spliced from 3 exons. Bases 60 to 869 code for a protein of 269 amino acids. NCBI's taxonomy places the organism in Eukaryota, Metazoa, Arthropoda, Arachnida, Scorpiones, Buthidae. The record is from RefSeq and is a predicted model, not a curated record.
UGUAAUUUUACUAAAAAUGUGUAAAUACUUUGCUAUAAUAUUUUACAUAUCAAAAAAUUAUGGAUGAUAAUGAAAUUCUUGAUGAAUCUUUAAUUGAAAACUUUUCAUCAAUUAUUAACAAAAGUGAUAAUGCCAAUGAAAAGAGGGAAGCUCUUAACAGUGAAGAAGAUACUAAUAAUAAUUCUUCAUUAAAACUUUUUCUGAAAGAAAGUAAUGAAUCUGAUCACAAACAAGAUUUGAAUGAGUUUAAAAAUAUCCAACUUUUACUACAAAAAAAGAAAGAUUUAUUUAAUUCUAUUGAUCGUUCACAGACUGAAAAUGCAGAUACUUUUGUUGCUAGUGAAGACAUUUCUGACCAAUCAAUGAAAGAUGACUGUUCUAACAAUACUCAGAAUUUUACUAAAGAAUCGAGUGAACUAAGCAUCAUUGUUGAAACAACUCAAUCUGAUAAAAACAAUGAAGAAUCUGGCAAUGAUGCAACUAUGUUAAUGGAUGCAAACACUUCAGCGAUUCUUUCUGAAGAUAAAAAUAUAGAAUGCGAGUCAAAAGAUUACUACAUAUCUGAUAUUUUUUCUUUAUUGAGUAUUUGGAGUGAUGUUGAUCCUAAGCAGUUGAAAUCUUUAAAUCAUACAGCUGCUGUAAUGAAGAAUUUGCUUUGUGAACAUCUUCCUACUUUUUCUGUUAACGAGGCAAUACCAGAUAGUCUAGAGGGCCUUCUUAUUUUAUUACAAGAUUGUUUGAGUCAAUAUAAAAACACAGUUGAUUCUUUUAAAUCUAAGGUCAAAGAGCUUGAAGUAGAAUUAAAAGAAAAUAGAAGAAAUUCAGUUGAGAGAUAUAACCUGUUAAUUGAAGAACAUAAAGACAGGUAAAUUUAUAAUAAUUUUUAAAAAAUGCUUCUAAAAAAAUAUGGUAGAACCCCAAUUAUCUAAGCCCUGAUUAACCAAGGUUUCACAUUAUCCAAAGCAAAUCUGUUAGUGGAAUAUAUUACUUUUCUUAUUAUUCAAAAAAACUUUGCCUUGAAUGCACUGAGCAUGUAAAUACUGUAGUAAUUAUACUUUUUACCUCAACUGUAUUGAGGAAGAGCUAAAAAAAAUGUCAGCAUAACAGAAAGAGUUAAAAAAAGUCAGCUUGGUAUCAAGGGACUUUUUUUUUACUCUUCCUGUUCUAUGGGAACUAAGAGAACCUUUCUUCCAACCCACUUUUAGGGCAGCCAAAAGUGAAUAGGUGAGCCAAAUGGUGACCUGACAUAUUUGUGACAGACUGUCCAUGAAAAAUGAUAGGUUACUGUGAAACAUUAUAACAAAGAAGGGAGGAACUGCUAUAAAACAAAAAAUUCUAAAUGACUUUUUAAAAACACUUAAAAUGAUUAUUACAAAAUUAUUUGUUUAUUACCUUUUAUCAUUUGACUUUAAUGUGAGAUAAACCAUUCAUAUUAAAAUGUAACUAUAAUAAUACACUUCUUUAUUCUUAAAACUGUUGUAAAAGCAGUUUUAAGAAUAUAAAGAAUAAAACUAUUUGUUCUUUUAUCAUAUUACCUGUAUGAUAAAAGAUGCAAUGAUUAAAU